Molecule: messenger RNA, 2270 nt
Organism: Culicoides brevitarsis
Lineage: Eukaryota; Metazoa; Arthropoda; Insecta; Diptera; Ceratopogonidae
Gene: loaf
Exons: 9
Coding region: 918-1868 (316 amino acids)
Molecular function (GO): protein binding
Source: RefSeq, a predicted model, not a curated record
UGCUGAUUGUUUCAUAAGCGAUUGGGCGGCUUACUGGCGAACAACUCGGCGUGUGUGCGAGCGACAGAGAGUGAGCGCGUACAACAUUAUUCUCACAUAAAAGUGUCAAAAUAACAAAAAAAAAAACGAAUUAACAAUUACCAUAAAAUUAAUUGAAAUAAAAAAAAAUUGCAGAAAAUUAACGGAAAACACACACAGCGUACAAGCAAUAAAAAUAGUGAACAAGUGCGGGAAAUUACUUGCGAGGAAAAAAAUACACGUCAGGAAUUUAUUUAGUCCGCCAUUGUGAGACGACGACGACAUAAACUUCAACUUUUUAUGAGGGAAAAGUUUGAAAGUGCAAAAAAGUGUAAAAAAAAUCUUUGGAAAACAAAUCUUUUGCAGCAAAUUCGCAACGAAAAAAAGUUUCCGAGUGAAAAAUAUUCAAUUAAAAGAGAAAUAAAGAGAGAAAAGUGCGAUGUUUGCACAUUGACACACAUAUACACACGUAAAAAGUUAUCAUUCAUUAUCAAUCAGAGUCGUACAAACAAAUUGGAGAGGAAAUAAUAAAAUAACAAGUAAUCAUCAAAUAGCCGAGAAUUUUCUCUAGAGCAACUUUAGAGUCAUCCAUGUCAAUCAAUCCUGUAAUCCAGCAACAACUGCUUCAAAAAGUAACCUGGAGUGCUUUCCAAACAACAAAAUAACAACAAAUCUAUGCCAAAAAAAACGACCAAAGUUCUAAUCAAACAAUCAUCUUAAUGAAAUAAAUAAAAAAUAGCAAAUAAUGGCAUUUACAGCAAAUAAAUAUUGCGCAUAUUGGUUUCUCAUGCAUUGAAAAAAGUACACAAAGCUCAUAUUUACAUGUGAUGCGAUGUAAAAUGCGAUAGUGUUUAGUAAAAAAAAAACAAGUGAAAUAACACAAAAUAACGACAAACAAAAUGGGACCCACUUCUUGUGGUCCCGGACCAUCGUUAGGCGUUGGCUGGACAUUCAUUUUUAUCAUCUGGACAAUUAUUCUGUCAAUUGUUACGGAAACACAUUUAGUGCAUGCGGAAAAGAGCAAAACAUUUUACAUGCAACAAUUGUGCAAAAAUCACUUUCUCACACAGAUUUAUAGGAAAAUCGAUGGAGCUGUUUUGUGGUCACAGAACGAACGGACACUCGAUUGCGUCGUGACAUUUCAAACGCACUCCAUCCUACAAAGAUUUAUGCUGCGAUUUGAUACGCUGCAGCUAGAUUGUAAUGACCAUCUGUACAUAUUUGAUGGUGCGCAUGCAGUAGGAACACACAAGUACGAUCUCUCGUGUAAGAAUACGAAGCAAAGUAUAGGUGCAAUAUUUACUCGAACCAAUUUUCUCACCCUGAAGUAUGUGACGGACGCAUGGGGUACAGAUGCAAAUGGUUUCAAAAUGGUGAUAACAGCUGUGAAGGAUCCAAAACACGCGUGCAAAGACUUUAGAUGUGCACAGAAAGAAUACUGCAUAAGUCCGGAUUUGCUUUGUGACCAAGUCAAUCAUUGUUCCGAUGGAUCUGACGAGGGAUUGGCAGCUAACUGCAAAAGUCCCGAGACAGAUUUGUUUGCCGGCGAGAUUCCGUGGGUGAUCCUAAUUGCAGUUAGUAGUUUAUUAGUGAUAAGUGCUUGUAUUGUCGGCUUAGCGAUAUGUAUUUGUCGUAGAAAUACAUCUAGAAAUCCACCGCAACAAUCAGUUCAGUUCCAUCAAACAAUUGAAUCGAACGGUUCGUCGAAGAACUUACAUGGAACUCUACCCCGCGGCAUGACACAAUUGCCGUCGGGAAACUUGCAUCGCCCUGCGGGACUAUUAGGGUACCCCCGCAUACUACGCAAAUUGAUGGUCAAAGUCCGUCCCAUCUGGUGCCUGGCAAAAUAAGGCAAAUGGGUCCGGAUGUCUCGCAACAAGCCACUCAAAAAGAGGAAUGGUUUGUCUAAAGUCAUCGACAUUUUUUGUUGUUUUGUGGUGCGUCUAGUUUUUUUUUUUGGACGGCUUUGUGUUGAAGGAAAAAAAAAUUAACAAAGAAGAAGAAAGGACGAGACUAGCACAAAUACACAAAAAAAUAAUUAAAAAGGACUAAAUAAGCUUUAAAUUCAGGCAACCAACCAUCAGAACAGGAAUAAUUAACGAGAAAUCUACGUUAAUGAAACUUGAAGCAUAAUGACCAUCAACCACGCAGGGUGUAUUAAAGACGGGGGUUUUGUACCCAAAUCCCUCUGUAAAUAACUUAUAAUAAUAAAAAUACUGUAUAAGCAACUCUCAACUUUGUCUAACGAAAAA